Messenger RNA from Closterium sp. NIES-65, 663 nucleotides. NCBI's taxonomy places the organism in Eukaryota, Viridiplantae, Streptophyta, Zygnematophyceae, Desmidiales, Closteriaceae. The record is from the annotation of a GenBank genome assembly.
AUGCCAGGCCCUUCGGUUGCAGACGGCCAAGCAGCAGACAGUUACCUCUUUAAGCUGGUCCUGAUUGGUGACUCUGGUGUGGGCAAGACAAAUUUGGCAUCCCGUUUUGCCCACAAUGAGUUUCACGGAGAUUCAAAGGCCACUAUCGGCGUGGAGUUCCGUUCUAAGACAAUGGAAAUCGACAACAAGGAGAUAAAAGCCCAAAUUUGGGAUACGUCAGGGCAGGAGAGGUAUCGAGCGGUGACCAGCGUGUAUUACCGCGGAGCGCUCGGCGCGCUGCUGGUGUACGAUAUCAGCCGGCGUAGCAGCUUCGACAACAUUUCGCAAUGGCUCCGAGAAGUUCGAAGCCAAGGGGACAACAACCUGGUGGUCAUGCUGGUGGGCAACAAGACGGAUCUCGCUCAUUUGCGUGCUGUACCUACUGAGAAGGGCUUGGAGCUGGCUGAGCGGGAGGGCAUGUUCUUUAUGGAGACAUCCGCCCUUGACGCCACUAAUGUAGACGAGGCGUUUGAGACAGUCAUUGCUGAAAUUUACAACCACGUCAGCAAACGCCUUCCUUCUCAUGAUGAGGAGAAUGGGAAGCUUAACCUAUCGGCCGGGAAGAAGCUGAACCUUCCUGAUGAUGGGAGUUCUAGGGGUGCGUGCUGCAGCAACUGGGGUUGA